Messenger RNA from Aureobasidium melanogenum CBS 110374, 1704 nucleotides. RefSeq lists its product as uncharacterized. NCBI's taxonomy places the organism in Eukaryota, Fungi, Ascomycota, Dothideomycetes, Dothideales, Saccotheciaceae. Gene Ontology annotation, molecular function: phosphatidylinositol binding. The record is from RefSeq and is a predicted model, not a curated record. The annotation marks the transcript as partial. The transcript is spliced from 3 exons.
CUAAGCCCAGAGCAGAGCAGUGCUCUGUUCGACCUAUUGACCCACCAUGCAACCUACGACGAGAUCUGCCAGUUCAAGUCGCCAGCCGCCAUGAAAGAGUAUGGCCCGCCAUUUCAAGACACAAAAACGACAACCUCUCCCAUCCUACAAUCGCUUCUCUCCAAAUUUAUCCUACCGCUACCGGGACUCCGCGACGUCUCACCCGAAUUCUGGAAGGUCCGCAUCGAGAACAUAAUAGAAGAGUUGGCAGCCGCAAACUUGAGUGAGAGUUACGACAAGGGUGUUUUGGGUAUCAGAAAGACAUUGGCCACUGCUAUCUCGGCCUUGAUAGAAUACCCAGCCAGAGGAUGUUAUGGUGGCAUCAAGAAGGAUGAGUCGGUCUUCAAGGAUCAACACUUUGACCCUGCUAAGCCUGAUGAUGUGCUGCGUGCGUGGUACGUCUUCAUGCAGCAGCUGGUCUAUGGCGACCUGUUCGACAAGCUCUUCGCCAAGGCUGCAGAGACGGACGACUUGCGCAAGCAUGACAGUCUGGUUCAAGCAGCUCACGAGUUUGUCAUUGUCAACCUUGCAUCUUUCAUGCACUACACUCUUGUCGUUAGUCCCGAGGGUCCGUCAUUACUUCGCAUGGUCGAGAAUGUUCACAAGCUUGCACCGUACACCCUGAUGAGACAGACACUAAAGGUCGGCAAUGUUGCUACCAUGAUUAACGGUAUGGUCAAGUUGAUGCUUGCCAAAGUGAGUGUUGGUACCUUGACCAAUUGGAUGGGUAUCAGCAGUGGAGCAGACGAAGGCAUGAACUUGAUGCAACAGAUCAUCUCCACCGUCCUCGGCUGGGACAAGAAGGAGCUCAAGAAGCGACUAGAAAAGAUCGAAAAAGACAAGGAUGCACCAUCCCAGGAGCAGCGUGAAGCACUAAAAUCCUGGAUGGAACAAAGUCGACCAGAGCAAGAAGAAUGCCGCAGACGAAGCCAGGAGCAGUCUAUGUCGAUCGUAUCGACCAUUCUAUCUUUGUCUCCAGCAAGUCCAGAUCUUAGCGAGAAACAACACAAACUGGCACUCGAGUACCUCUCGCUGAGUCUGGCCGUCCGAGACAGAACCAAGAUCGUUGAUGUGCUCUGUCAUCACAACCCUGAUCACCUUACACAGGCCGUACGCGACGGUGUACAUGCUUACGAACCCAUGAUCAGACAAGUGCAUCAAGCCGUCGACCUCAGCGCCACUGUCGCAGACUUCCAGGCUUUCAUGGACGACAUGAUCAAGGUGUCCAAACCAAAGAAGGACGGCAAGCCUCCCAGCGUCGAGGACUUUGUACACCUCUUGCACAGCCACAUGGGUGCUUCGCAUCGCUUCAUUCACCAAGUGGCCAAGAAUGGCAAGGAGGUUACACAGUGGUUCAAGGACUACGUACACCAGGUCUCUGCCAACUUCAAACAGGAACACGCCUCACCUUCCAUCUUCGAUUCGCUUUCCACAGCCUUUGACGGACUGAAACCUGAAGAACAAGACAAGGUCCGCAAAGAAGUCGAUGCAUCAGCAAAAUACCUUGACGAACUAUACGCAUCAUCCGCAGCUAGAAUCCGCGACGUGAUCAGCAACAAGUCAUCCACACCAUACGGACCCGGAGCCUAUCUGGCUAGAUGGCAGGAAUUGCUCGACUCGACGCUGGUGACCCCUGAGACAGCCAAGGGACCUGUCCGCAAGGGA